CACUGCCCCUGCUGCAGCCAUAGGCUAGAUUGAGGGACCACAGAGUUAUCCAAUCACCAGUGCAUGGCGUCUUACCCCAGCAGGGCUAAGAGGCCUAGAGUGAUGAAAUCCCACCAGUGUGGCUGCGCUGUGCUCAGCAGGAACCUGCGAUGAUAAGGUGUCUGGCAGUUAAAGGGGCAGCCUGUUGAGGUUGAGAGGCUGGGAGCCCACAGGAAGUGACUUGGUGGCAAGCUGAUGUAGCUUUGUUCGGCACCCGUUCUGACAGAGAAGUUGCAGUUAGCACUGCUGAGGGGAUGUCCACAGAGUGUCUCAAACCUCAGACAGGAGGGCCACAGAGCCAGAGCCUGAGCCAAGGUGGGCAGUAUGGGGCCUUGGCUUCAGGUACGUGUCUGCCUCCCUCCACACCCGUCCCCUGGAGCCUGCCCCGCUGGAGAGCUUACUUGGCUGCAGCUGUUCUCUGUUACAUCAACCUUCUGAAUUACAUGAACUGGUUCAUCAUCCCAGGAGUGUUACUAGAUGUCCAGAAGUAUUUUCACAUCAGUGACAGCCAUGCUGGUUUGCUGCAGACAGUCUUCAUCAGCUGCCUGCUGGUGUCUGCACCUGUGUUUGGCUACCUGGGUGACCGAUACAACCGCAAAGCCAUACUGAGCUUCGGGAUCCUGCUGUGGUCAGGGGCUGGCCUCUCCAGCUCCUUCAUCUCCUACCAGUAUUCCUGGCUCUUCUUCCUGUCCCGGGGAUUCGUGGGUACCGGUGCAGCAAGCUAUUCCACCAUUGCACCCACUGUCCUGGGAGACCUCUUCGUGAAGGACCAGCGGACCUGUGCACUGGCUGUCUUUUACAUCUUCAUCCCUGUUGGAAGUGGUCUGGGCUAUGUGCUGGGAUCAACUGUGGCGGAGCUGACAGGGAACUGGCGAUGGGCCCUCCGACUCAUGCCCUGCUUGGAUGCCAUGGCCUUGGCUCUGCUCAUCUUGCUGGUUCCAGACGUACCCCGAGGAGCAGCUGAGAAACAGGGAGAAGUGGCUGUGAGGGCUCCGAGGAGCAGCUGGUGUGAGGAUGUCAGAUACUUGGGGAGAAACUGGAGUUUUGUGUUUUCAACCCUUGGAGUGACAGCCAUAGCCUUUGUGACUGGUGCUCUGGGCUUCUGGGCACCCAAGUUUCUGUUUGAAGCUCGCGUGGUGCAUGGCCUGCAGCUCCCCUGCUUCCAGGAGCAGUGCCACAGCCAGGACAGCCUGAUUUUUGGGGCACUGACCGUGGCAACUGGUAUUAUUGGUGUCAUGCUGGGGGCAGAGGCCUCAAGAAGGUACAAGAAGGUGAACCCCAGGGCUGAGCCCCUCAUCUGUGCUUCUAGUCUGUUUGCCACAGCUCCCUGCCUCUACCUGGCUCUCAUCUUGGCCUCACGGACCCUCCUGGCCUCCUAUUCCGUGGUGGUGCCCAGGUGCCGGGGCACGGCAGAGGCACUCCAGAUCACAGUGGCUCACGUCCUGGGAGAUGCUGGCAGCCCCUACCUCACUGGACUUAUCUCCAGUGUCCUGCAGGCUGAGCGCCCCGACUCCUACCUGCAGCACUUCCUCAGCCUACAGCACAGCUUCCUGUGUUGUGCCUUCGCCAUAGUGCUAGGUGGUGGCUUCUUCCUGCUGACUGCACUGCACCUGGAAAAGGACCAGGCCCGGGCCAGGCAACCUGGCAAAGGAACUCUGGACAGCAAGGACAUAGCCAGCAGGAACACCGAGAGCCAAGGGCUGCUAUCUGGCACCAGCACCCCAACAGAGUAGCCCUGAGCCCCUGCCUUGCAGUGAGCAGGCUCAAUCCUACCUACAUCCUCCUGGGGCCCCCACCCAUCUUGGCUGUGACUCAGGGACCCCACUUUUUCAAUCCCUGCUAGAGAGCUGCCAGGGCGCAGGAGCUGGCUGGAUUGAGCUGUCACCAUCCUUUAGGGAGUCUGGGCCCUGUGUCUACACCCUCCAGGGAGACCAGGCCCUUAUUAAAGCAUGACCAGUGCAAAGCCCUCAGA
This is a messenger RNA of Mus musculus (house mouse), 2011 nucleotides long. RefSeq names its product SPNS lysolipid transporter 3, sphingosine-1-phosphate (putative) (gene Spns3). Lineage: Eukaryota; Metazoa; Chordata; Mammalia; Rodentia; Muridae. Gene Ontology annotation, biological process: transmembrane transport. Gene Ontology annotation, cellular component: membrane. The record is from RefSeq and is a predicted model, not a curated record. Bases 294 to 1772 code for a protein of 492 amino acids. The transcript has 11 exons. Gene Ontology annotation, molecular function: transmembrane transporter activity.